This is a messenger RNA of Psammomys obesus (fat sand rat), 2958 nucleotides long. It is a transcript of the gene Dlgap2, whose product is annotated as DLG associated protein 2. The transcript has 11 exons. Gene Ontology annotation, cellular component: glutamatergic synapse; postsynaptic specialization. Gene Ontology annotation, molecular function: molecular adaptor activity. Bases 16 to 2958 code for a protein of 980 amino acids. The record is from RefSeq and is a predicted model, not a curated record. Gene Ontology annotation, biological process: signaling. Lineage: Eukaryota; Metazoa; Chordata; Mammalia; Rodentia; Muridae.
CCUGCACCCAGGAACAUGAAAGGGUUAGCCGGAAGCCGGAACCAGCCUCAGCUAUGUGCAGGUCAUACGUGCGGCCUGUCACCCGCUGAUGACUGCGAGCACCCCCAUGAUCACAUGCACCAUGGGCCAGACGUGCGGCAACCCUAUCUCCUCAGCCCGGCUGAGAGCUGCCCGAUGGACCACCACCGCUGCUCGCCCAGGAGCUCCGUCCACUCGGAGUGUAUGAUGAUGCCGGUCAUGCUGGGCGACCACGUGUCCAGCAGCACCUUCCCCCGGAUGCACUACAGUUCACACUAUGACACGAGGGACGACUGUGCCAUGUCCCACACAAGUACCAAGGUAAAUCGCAUCCCCGCCAACCUUUUGGACCAGUUUGAGAAACAGCUGCCCCUGCACAGGGAUGGGUUCCACACGCUGCAGUAUCAGAGGGCCUCGGCCACCACAGAGCAACGGAAUGAGAGUCCAGGCAGGAUCCGGCAUCUGGUCCACUCCGUCCAGAAGCUUUUUACCAAGUCGCAUUCUUUGGAGGGGUCAUCCAAGAGUAACGUCAACGGGACCAAGAGUGACAGCCGGGUGGAUGAGCACCACCACAGUCACCAUUCCAAACACAGCAGAAGGAGUAAGAGCAAGGAGCGGAAGCCAGAGGGCAAGCACAAGUCUGGUAUGAGCAGCUGGUGGAGUUCCGAUGACAACCUGGACAGUGACAGCACGUACCGGACACCCAGCGUGGCCAACCGCCACCACAUGGACCACAUCUCCCACUGCUACCCAGAGGCGCUGCAGAGCCCCUUUGGGGACCUCUCCCUAAAGACUUCCAAAAGCAACAGUGAUGUUAAGUGCUCAGCUUGUGAAGGCCUGGCCCUCACGCCAGACACCAGGUACAUGAAGCGUAGCUCCUGGUCCACGCUCACGGUGAGCCAGGCCAAGGAGGCCUACCGCAAGAGCUCCCUGAACCUGGACAAGCCCCUGGUCCACCCAGAGACCAAGCCUUCCCUGCGCCCGUGCCACUACCUCCAGGUGCCUCAGGACGACUGGGGUGCAUACCCCACAGGGGGUAGAGAGGAGGAGAUCCCCUGCCGCAGGAUGAGGAGUGGCAGUUACAUCAAGGCCAUGGGUGAUGAGGAGAGCGGCGAGUCAGACUCCAGCCCCAAAACUUCCCCGACGGUGGCCGUCCGGCCAGAGCCCCUGAUCAAGUCCAUUGUACAAAGACCACUUGGAGACCACCAAACCCAGAGCUACCUGCAAGCUGCCACUGAGGUGCCUGUCGGUCACAGCCUGGACCCAUCAGUCAACUACAACUCCCCGAAGUUCCGGUCCAGAAACCAGAGCUACAUGCGGGCUGUGAGCACCCUGAGCCAGGCCAGCUGUGUGAGCCAGAUGAGUGAAGCAGAAGUUAACGGGCAGUUUGAGUCGGUGUGUGAAUCAGUCUUCAGUGAAGUUGAAUCUCAGGCCAUGGAUGCCCUUGACCUUCCUGGGUGUUUCCGAACGAGAAGUCACAGUUACCUUCGAGCCAUCCAAGCAGGUUACUCCCAAGACGAUGAAUGUAUUCCCGUGAUGACGCCCUCCAACAUGACCUCAACCAUCAGGUCAACAGCAGCUGUCUCCUACACAAAUUACAAGAAGACGCCUCCCCCGGUGCCUCCGCGGACCACCUCCAAGCCUCUGAUCUCUGUGACAGCCCAGAGCAGCACAGAAUCUACGCAGGAUGCCUACCAGGAAAGCCGUGCCCAGAGGAUGUCCCCAUGGCCCCAAGAUAGCCGUGGUGGCCUCUACAACUCCAUGGACAGUCUAGACAGCAACAAGGCCAUGAAUUUGGCUCUGGAAACAGCUGCAGCUCAGCGCCACGCAGCCGACGCUCAGAGUAGCUCUACAAGGAGCAGUGACAAGGCAAUCCUGGUCUCCAAGGCUGAAGAGCUUCUCAAAAGCCGCUGCUCCUCCAUCGGGGUCCAGGAUUCUGAAUUCCCUGAUCAUCAACCCUACCCAAGGUCAGAUGUAGAAACAGCCACGGAUUCCGACACGGAGAGCAGAGGCCUACGGGAGUACCACUCUGUUGGUGUGCAAGUAGAAGAUGAAAAGCGGCAUGGCCGUUUCAAGCGCUCCAACAGUGUCACGGCUGCUGUGCAGGCUGACUUAGAGCUGGAGGGCUUCCCUGGACAUAUCACCAUGGAGGACAAGGGCCUGCAGUUCGGAUCCUCCUUCCAGCGCCAUUCAGAGCCCAGCACCCCGACCCAGUAUGGGGCACUGAGGACUGUGCGGACGCAGGGCCUCUUCAGUUACAGGGAGGACUACAGGACACAGGCGGACACGUCUACCCUGCCACCCCCGGAUCCCUGGCUGGAGCCAUCACUGGACACGGUGGAGGCCGGCAGGAUGUCUCCGUGCCGAAGGGACGGCUCAUGGUUUCUGAAAUUGCUGCACACAGAGACGAAGAGGAUGGAAGGCUGGUGCAAGGAGAUGGAGAGGGAAGCAGAGGAGAAUGAUCUCUCCGAAGAAAUUCUAGGGAAGAUCAGGAGUGCUGUGGGAAGUGCUCAGCUGCUCAUGUCCCAGAAGUUCCAGCAGUUUUAUUGGCUUUGUCAGCAGAACAUGGACCCCAGCGCCAUGCCAAGACCAACGUCACAGGACCUAGCUGGCUACUGGGAUAUGCUACAGCUGUCCGUGGAGGAUGUCAGCAUGAAAUUUGAUGAGCUGCACCAGCUGAAGCUCAAUGACUGGAAGAUAAUAGAGUCACCCGAAAGAAAGGAAGAAAGGAAGAUCCCCCCUCCAAUACCAAAGAAGCCCCCCAAGGGGAAAUUCCCCAUCACGAGGGAAAAGUCCCUGGACCUGCCAGACAGACAGCGCCAGGAAGCCCGGCGCAGGCUCAUGGCAGCCAAGAGAGCCGCCUCCUUCCGCCAGAACUCCGCAACGGAGAGGGCAGAUAGCAUCGAGAUCUACAUCCCCGAGGCCCAAACACGGCUCUGA